AUGAGCUCAAAGAAACCGAUGAAACUCGUUCUAUCUCCAGCUAAAAAAAGUAAGCAAGAAGUGAAAUGUAUUAUACACAACAACAAUUACAAGAAAGAAACAAAGUUAAGAGCAUUCACAGAAAAAUCAGCCGAAAAAGUGAAAAUAGCAAGUGAAAUUCGAAAUGAUGAAAAUGUCACUGAUUUAGUGAGCGGCGAUCUUUCCGAUUUGAAAUUUCAUCAGAAAUGUUUAGAUGCGUAUGUCCACCCAAAAACAUUAGCUACCAUACAAAAGAAAAAAGAAAAAGCUGAAGCAAGCGACGAUGAAACGGGAGAUGUUAACGACAUAGAAGAACAACAACCAACUUCAACUAUCCGAAUGUCACAGAGAAAGAGAGGCAGAACAGGUCAAUCACUUGCCAAGCAAGAUGAGUGCUGUAUCUGCCAAAAAAGAAAAACGAGUACAACAGGUAGUGGCUACGAAAAACUCAGCAAGUGUAUAACGGAAAGUUCUGCUCUCACGCUACAGACUGCAGCCCUACAAAAUGGGGCAAAUGAUGAGUUGAUAGGAUAUAUUUCUGGUCGCGAUUGGACGGGAAUAGUUGCACUUGAAUUGCGAUAUCAUGUAACAUGCUAUCGAGCUUUCACCAAGCCCGUUAAAACACCUUCUGCAAUCACUCAAGUAGACAAAGAGGCAUUGCAGCAUACUUUCGACUUUGUUGAGCUACAUGCUCUAAAUAAAUGCGAAGUGCUACUACUGAAGGAUUUGGUUGACAUUUAUAACAAGCAUUCCGUAAAGGGCGGUAUCACCGAUCGAACUAUGUUGAAAUAUGUUACGGAACAUUUCACCGAUGAUAUCGGAGUUUGGCAACCUCGGUAUGGAGGGACAUUUAUUUUUUCUGAAAAAAUACCUAAGGGGCUUAUAAUUGAUGUACGGCGACGGAAUCUUAUUGAUCGUGAAAGCCAAAAGCAACGUGAUACUGACAUUGAAAUUAUCAAAAUAGCAGCUGAAAUAAUAAGAGAAGAGAUCAGAAACAUGCCGUUCACAUAUCCUAUUUGGCCACCGACAGAAAGAAGCAUACUAUCCGAAAGUACUAUCAUUCCACCAAAGUUAAGUCAAUUAAUUACAUCUAUUGUGAGCUCGAUACCUCAACCUCACAAACGGAAACAGACAACUAUAACUUCGAUAUGUCAGGACAUUAUAUAUAUAUAAUCAGAGUUUCUUUUAAAGAGAAUCUUGCGGUGUAAGUCUCAAAUCAUCUACUUCGUUACUGACCAGUACUUCCAGAAUUCUGUGAAAGGCUAUGAGAGAAGCAGACGUACCGCAGAUGGAACACUCCGAGUACGCAUCGAACGAAGAGAUCAAAAGAAGCCAUCUCAGUUGAAGAAGUACAUGCGCAACGACGAAAACAAAAAAGAAAUCACUCAGUUUUUAUUAAACGACUGGUCCAAUGAAAGUCGAUUUGUAGGUCUACUAGAUCGUCGUGAAAUUUACUUCAAUUGUUUGUCAAAAUUUUUCAAAAUAUAUGUCGUCAACGGUCGUGUAUGUUGUGAAGAAGAAUCAUCCUUAGAAAACCACCAAGAAGAGGCAGACACCAAGGUAUUUCUCUGUUGCAACCACGCAAGCGUGACUGGCGUUGAUAAUGCAUGCAUCGUAACCGUGGACAGUGACAUUGUCAUAUAUGCUGUACAUUUUGAAAAUAAAAUUGGAAUCAACAUUUAUCUACAGAUCGGUUCGGGUGGACGGAAACGAAUCUUAAGUGUGACCAAAAUUCGAGAUGCUGUUGGUCCCGCAAUUGCAGAGGCUCUUCCAGCUUUCCAUGCUUUUACAGGUAAUGACUUCACAAGUGCAUUUCACGGCAUAGGGAAAGUGAAGCCAUACAACUUAUUGAAAGCUAACGAAAUAUUUCAAAAUGUGUUUGCCAAGCUAGGUAAAUCUGCGACAUUUGAUGUUGACCUCUUUCCACACAUUGAGCAAUUUGUUUGCAAAUUAUAUGGAGUCAGUGCAACUAACACAGAUGACGCACGCUACAAAAAGUUCUGUUCGUGUAAACCUACACCUGAGCCGCAACAGCUUCCUCCAACUCGAGAUGCACUACUAAAUCAUUGUAAAAGAGUUUCAUAUAUCAAAGCGAUAGUUCGAAAUUCUUUGGUUGCAAAUCCAAACCUACCAAGCCCAAAUGGACAUGGAUGGAAUGUCAACGGUGAGAAACUAGAGAUCAUUUGGCUAUUAAGACGACCUGCACCAGAUGCUCUAUUGGAAAUGGUUUCUUGCUCUUGCCGUAAGUCAUCAUCUUGCGCCAAAGAAACUUGUGUUUGUAGCUCGUACGAUUUGCCUUGCACAGAUUUAUGCUCCUGUAACUGUGUUGAUCAAGGAUCAGACAACGACGAGAUAAUUCUCGAAAAUGAUGUUGAAGUCGAUAGUUCUGAUGACGAAAGUGAGGAUGACACAGAAGAUGAAGAAACUUUAUUUUCAGAUUAACAUUAAUAUUCUUGGUUUUUAAGUAUAUGUUAGAUAAUAAAUUAGUUAGUGUAUUUCCUGUCAAAUAUUCGAUAUUUUCUCAUACAGAGGUUUGGUGACAAGAUUUAUGCGCAUUAAUAUCAUAAUUACGGAGCCGAAAGUAACUUCGGCGUUAUUGAGUCCCAUUUUGUUUUACAUUUCGACAAAAAAUGCUCACGGCAAUAUGUUUUCUGUGGGGUUUUAUAGUUGUGGCUGUUAGCUUUUUUAUGCUGUGACGUCAUUUCUAAAAAUAGGACAAGCAAGAAAAUUCAAGAAGGCCAGUAAAUGU
This is a messenger RNA of Hydractinia symbiolongicarpus, 2767 nucleotides long. RefSeq lists its product as uncharacterized. The record is from RefSeq and is a predicted model, not a curated record. The transcript has 3 exons. Bases 1 to 1191 code for a protein of 396 amino acids. NCBI's taxonomy places the organism in Eukaryota, Metazoa, Cnidaria, Hydrozoa, Anthoathecata, Hydractiniidae.